CGACUCGCUUCCCUUGCCACUUACCUGGCCGCGCCUCUUCCCUUACGCUACUUCCGCCGAAGCGGUGGCGGGCGAAUUCAACGGCGAAGAGGAUCUUGAAGCGAAGCUGUCCUCAGGCCGCAAUGGCGGGAGGAGGUCGCGCAAGGCCCAGGAGGGUUCGCUCCGCUGGGGAGGCCCGGGCAGGUGCUGUUGAUGCUGAUGCUGCUUCUCCCUCGCGGCGGCGCCGGUCGGAGAGGAUCGCGUCGCCCUCGGCUCAGCCCGUGUCGCAGGGGAAGCCGAGCCCGGUGGCGAGCAAAGUGCCAGGCGGCAAUCUGACAUCUGGACCAUUUCCAAUGCGGCCGGUCACUGUGAAAAAGAUCAUGCCACGAAAUCGGCAGAUAAAAGAAACAGCCUUAAUUCCCCGUCGGAGUCCAAGGAAUUCAUUAAAAGAAGACAAGGAAAACAUUCCUCUGAGAGCCACAGAGGUUGAAAACAUUCCUCUGAGAGCCACAGAGGUUGAAAGUAAUGCCAAGGUGGAACUGAAGCCUUCUCCCCUGCACAGCUCUUUGCAUCCUGAGGCCGGGGCCUUACCAGUAGGGACCGACCUCCUGCCCCUGGUCAGUGCUGAUGACGAGCAAGAACUGGCCAGGGCAAAAAGAGUGCGCCGGUCUUACAGCCGCCUGGAGAACCCCUUAAGCCACAGUUUCCUGGGGAGGCGACAAGAGUCUCCCAGCUCCGGCCUGUCGGACACUUCCACACCUGCCCAUGGCCCAGUCAAGCGGCAGACUCUUUUUGGCUUUGAUAAGCUUCUGGUUCCAGGUGAGCUCGCCAGCAUCUCUCCUGUGAACACAGCUGCUCCCCAGAUGUCAGCAGUGGCAAAACCUGGAGUCAUCAAUGAGAGAGACACAGAAAUCCCAGGUAUUUCGUUUUUCAAGGAAAAACGAAGGAAGAAGAAGAUGCCACAAUUUGAUGUAUCACAGCUGGAUGAAUGGGCAGCCCAGAUGAACGCAGAGUUUGAAGAAGCUGAGAGAUUCGACCUCCUUGUGGAAUAAAGGCUCCUCUUUCACUGGAGCUCUGCCUGUCUGCUCCUUGAGUGCUUUGUUCGCAGAUUUGGGGCUUGUCCUGUGGAACUCUUCUGAUUCUCCAAACCCAGAAAGCAGUACGUCUCUUUGCUGCCAGGUGGACUUGAUGGCAAAUUGCAAACUGGGUAAUGAUGUUGUACAGGUCCAGCUGCUGGGUGAUGACUUUCUCUUGAGUUUUGACAGUGGCAGAGGCAAGGAUGACAGCUUCCGGCUGCAUCCCAUGUAAUAUUUGCUAAAUAGCUUGUCUUGUGCCUUUGAAACAUCACAUCUGCGUGAUCUGA
Molecule: messenger RNA, 1342 nt
Organism: Zootoca vivipara (common lizard)
Lineage: Eukaryota; Metazoa; Chordata; Lepidosauria; Squamata; Lacertidae
Gene: CDCA5
Product: cell division cycle associated 5
Biological process (GO): positive regulation of exit from mitosis; double-strand break repair; mitotic sister chromatid cohesion
Cellular component (GO): nucleus
Source: RefSeq, a predicted model, not a curated record